AUGGCACUUACCGGCGGUGAUGAAGCCUAUGACGUUAGCCCUGAGGAUUUUAUUUCGGUGAUCGAUGAAGAAAACGUCUCGGGAAUCAUCAACUCGCAGGAGGCAAUGAUUUCGAAACUAGAAAAAACUAAUGCCAUGCUGCAUACAGUUUGCGAACUCUCCACUGACCGGCUGGGCCCUAUUUCUGCCCAGCUGAGAGCAAGCACGAAAACGCUGAUUGCUCUGAAAAAUGAACUUUCAGCCGUUUUGGCGAAGUGGGAGUCUGAACUGGACGCUGACAGUGUCGACAAUCCCCCUCCUACGGAAGAACCAUCGCCAGGACAAAUGGGCUUUUAUGUUUUGUCCAUCCUGCGGGAUAUCGCGCUGGGUUUCGUAGAAGACCUGUCCGCCUGCGUGCAGACCAUUCUAUGGAUCAAAAACGAGUUGGGGAAAUUACUGCGCACGACAAGGCAGGCCUGGCACAUCUUAUUCACGUUGAUUGUUCUCACCCUCGGGCUGAUCGCUCUGAAGGUGGUCUGCUAUCAGAGUAGCAGCCUGGCUCUCUUCGCUUUCUCCGAACUCAUUCUCUUCGAUGUGCUCGCCCUCGUCGUUGCUCUUGUGAGUUUUUGGGUUCGACAGCAAUCGGCAAAUGUCAAUACCUACUGCUUCGGAUAUGAUCGGUUUGAGGUCAUCGCGGUCUUCGCCUCUACGAUUCUGGCCAUUCUGUCCUCCUUCUAUCUGUUAAAAGAGGCAAUUGAAUGCCUCUUCGAACCGGCUACAACUGACUUCCCCUUCCCAUUUUCCCCGCAGGUUGAGACGGAAUACAUGCCAUUUACUGCUGUCUUCACGCUCCUUCUUCACUCUCUCGGAAUCUACGCAGUUGAUAACCCCGCCUUUUCUCAUGUCACACAGGCCAGCGUGUCCAACUGGCUUCAGGAGCAUACCUCGGAUAUUAGCCGGUCUGUCUGCGGCACCGUACCAGGCCUCUCACGGAUCCUCCUGCCUCGACUAAAUCCCAUCUCCCUGGUGGGGUGGCUGAUCUCAAUGGUCGUGCUGUGCGCAUACGUCUUUAUGAGCACUGGCCAGACGGACUCAUUCCCUGAUACCAUCGCUGCAGUGACAAUUUCCUUGCUGCUUUUCAGUACCAUGGUUCCUAUGGCAGCCUACUGCCCGGUCUCUGCCGUUUCGCAAAUUGUGCACCUGCUGUUGGCUCUGCUUUUGGUCGAUCAUGCUGUAUCCUGGUAUUUCGCUAAACGCAGUCCACCCACUGCCACAGAACAAAAGCUUAAGUCCGUGGGGGUCUUGGAACUGCGAAAUGAGCACUUUUGGACUGUUGGUUUCGGCACUCUCAUCGGCAGUCUCUACGUUCGUGUUCGACGUGAUGCUGACGAACAACUGGUGCUCGCUCACGUUACUAAUCGCCUCCACCCUCUCGUCAAACAUCUCACAAUUCAGGUCAUAAAGGAUGACUGGACCCGUCCCACCGCCUCCGCUCGCUUUGACUGGCCCCAACUUCCUGUUUCACCAACGAGCCAACCUCCGCAGCAGAUGCCCUCUGCUGCGUUGCAACACAAUCACUCCCACAGCCACACAGUCUAUCCAUCCAACAUGAUGCAUCAUUAG
Molecule: messenger RNA, 1602 nt
Organism: Dibothriocephalus latus
Lineage: Eukaryota; Metazoa; Platyhelminthes; Cestoda; Diphyllobothriidea; Diphyllobothriidae
Source: the annotation of a GenBank genome assembly